AGCACUUACAAAUAGCACUUUUAUGUUUGACAAAACCAACCUCAACCGACUAAUCGAGUAUUGAUCGUUUAUACCAAACUUGUUUUUGGUACAAGAUGCUGCCAAAAAGUUAUAUAAGCAAUGACCUAGUUUUGGCAAUCUGCACCACAACACCGUCGCAAUCUAGCCCCAUUCGAAGUCUCGUGCUAUCUCGUCGAAUAUGAGAAUUCUUAUAUGAACCGCUGAAUAAUACAUCCAUUCAUCCUUUUCAACCGGCAAAAAGCAAAGCAUCGUCUGCUCGAUGUUUCGAACAGAUGGCGUUAAGCACCAAAAUGCAACUGCGUAUUCACAGCUGCAUAGGUGGCGCGUUAUCGCAUCUCAAUCGGUGUGUGCGAGAUCAUACAAAGGGUAAUUCUGGCGACGCGUUUCAAUUCUGCCCGUUACAGUGUUACAGUUGAUUUCUAACAUUUCUAAAAAAGUGCGAAGAAAAAUUGGAGUGAUUUAAACACUACGUCAAACACUAGUGAAAAUUAACUUCGACUUGACAAAUUUAUCAAGGUGAUACGCUUAUAGCGAAAUGGCUGUCGACGUUGAGCCGAAACAAGAUUACAAACUCGAUAAGGAAAAUGAAUUACGUUUCGAGGUGGAACCGCCACAUAAAGUUAAGCUUGAACUGGUCGAAGGCAGUGCGGAGAUUUUUGGAGCGGAAAUAGUUAAAGAUAAGCAGUACAUUUUUUCUCCAGGCUGCAAGGUCGCCGUGUUCACAUGGUACGGCUGCACUUUGCGUAUCAUCGGCAUAACGGAAGUGGCUUACGUGUCUAAAGAGACGCCAAUGGUGGUGUACGCUAAUAUUCAUGCGGUUCUUGAACAAAUGCGACAGAAAGCGGAGAUUAAAGGGACCAAAGGUCCAACAGUAAUGAUGGUUGGGCCAACUGAUGUAGGCAAGUCGACUUUGUGUAAACUGUUGCUCAACUAUGCCGUUCGUCAGGGCAAGAGACCAAUGUUUGUAGAAUUGGACGUUGGCCAAGGGCAGAUCUCGAUUCCAGGCACGGUAGGUGCCAUUCUUGUAGAGCGCCCUUCAGAUAUUGAGGAAGGGUUCAGUCAGCAGGGGCCACUAGUGUUCCAUUUUGGCCAUAUUUCACCCGGACAGAACAUUGAACUCUACAACACACUGAUUACGCGGCUAGCAGAAGUACUUCAAAAACGCGCCGAUGUUAAUAAAAAAGUCGCACAAACCGGAACAAUCAUAAACACGUGUGGAUGGGUAAAGCAAGGAGGCUACAAGGCCCUGCUACACGCAGCCGUGGCAUUCGAAGUAGAUGUCGUCCUUGUUAUGGAUCAAGAGCGGUUGUACAAUGAGCUAGUUCGGGAUCUUCCAAAAUUCAUUAGUGUAGUGCUUACGCCAAAGUCAGGUGGUGUUGUUGAGAGGACAAAACGAAAUCGCCUGGAAGCUAGGGAAGCUGCUGUUAAACAGUACUUCUACGGUUUGAAGACAACACUCUACCCGCACUCCUUUGACGUAAAAUUUUCUGACAUUAAAGUAUUCAAAAUCGGGGCUCCCGCUCUGCCGGAUUCGUGUAUGCCGCUUGGAAUGAAAGUUGAUGAUAAUAGGACAAAACUUGUCGAGGUUCAGAAUCCGGCAAGCCUUCUGCACCAUAUUCUUUCAGUGUCUUUUGCCGUAUCGGCUGAUGAGGAUACAAUCCUAAGUAACGUUGCAGGAUUUGUAUGCGUAACCAACGUCGAUCUCGAACGAGGCACUCUUACUGUGCUGAGUCCUCAACCUCGACCGCUACCUAAGUCUGUGCUGCUCGUUAGCGAUAUUCAGUUUGUUGAUUCUGUUCAUUAAGAAGUGCAUAAGAUGCCUACAUGUGUUUUAUGCAUACUGAUUUAGUUGAUUAAAAUGUGUUUUGCAGAGGUGUAUUAUUUACAGCAGUAUGGUAAAUGAAGAUUUCCCAUGAGUUCUUUUUAAGCACCUGAAAAACACGGAACAAAUCUGGAAGAUGACAGGCGCCGUUUGUACAUAAGAAAG
Varroa destructor (honeybee mite) is the source of this 2008-nucleotide messenger RNA. It is a transcript of the gene cbc, whose product is annotated as protein CLP1 homolog. Gene Ontology annotation, biological process: tRNA splicing, via endonucleolytic cleavage and ligation; mRNA 3'-end processing. Gene Ontology annotation, molecular function: polynucleotide 5'-hydroxyl-kinase activity. Gene Ontology annotation, cellular component: nucleus; mRNA cleavage factor complex. The record is from RefSeq and is a predicted model, not a curated record. Lineage: Eukaryota; Metazoa; Arthropoda; Arachnida; Mesostigmata; Varroidae.